This is a messenger RNA of Diorhabda carinulata, 4294 nucleotides long. RefSeq names its product YLP motif-containing protein 1-like. Bases 273 to 4223 code for a protein of 1316 amino acids. Gene Ontology annotation, biological process: regulation of telomere maintenance. Gene Ontology annotation, cellular component: nucleus. The transcript has 13 exons. Lineage: Eukaryota; Metazoa; Arthropoda; Insecta; Coleoptera; Chrysomelidae. The record is from RefSeq and is a predicted model, not a curated record.
AUGUUCCAUGGAGGCACCUGUAUUUUAAACGUUCUGUGGUAUAGAGUGAAUUGAUUUUCAUCAAAAGCAUCAUAAAAUAAUUGGCGUUAUAUUGAAUGAUAAUUUAUAAUGAUGUUAAUAUUUGUAGCAAAAGCGUUUGCCAAUAUGGGUGAUUGAUUAGGGCAUCUUAAAUAUUACAAAUAUUAGUGAUAGUUGCAGCAAUUAUAAAGUUUAGAAACAGAUACUUUCAGAAGUAGAUUCAUUUUACCCUUUAAAAUACACAGAUAUAGAAUAUGUCGUGGCCAACUUGGUCGGCAGCUGCAGCUCCCAUACCUACUGCGGUAGCGGCGACGGUACCUUCUUCAUUACUACCAACAGGUAUUAAUUCAACACCCACAGUUCUAGCUCCCAUGGGUUACAGCCAAGAUCAAUGGGCUCAAGCUCAGCAACAAAAUUGGCAACAAUGGGCUCAAUGGCAACAACAGUAUCAACAAUGGCAUCAACAGUAUGGAGCGGAGUAUCAAAAAUCUUUAAAUGCAAUGCAGGGAACGUUGCCAACAGCCGUCCAAGUUCACCCUCCUUUGCCAACUAUAUCUGCAGCAACGGCCCCUCCCCUUCCUAUUGACAAUAAACCUCCUCUGCCUCCAGAAGAACCUCCUACACAGCUCGCAGGCUUUACUGCAAUACCUCCAGGGUAUGCAACCGCAACCCCCGCUAUGAUUUCUCAGACACCAGUGCAACCAUUAUAUCAAGUACAACCAACACAAACUAGUUGGCAAAGUACUGCACAAAAAAGACCAUAUACUCAAGACAAUGAUUAUACUGAUUCUGCUAAAAGAAUGAUGGUGCAAAAACCACCGCCUGCUCAAUGGCCGAAUUAUUCUCAACCGCCUCCUUCAACUUCAACAAGCCAGGCUCCUCCUCAGGCUACGGCCACUCAAAACGUUCCUCCUAUUCAGUCUUCAACGCCGGCAAAACCCAACGUUGAAGAAUUAUCAGAAGCCGAGAAAAAAUUCGAUAAAGAAUUCGCUGCUUGGGAAGCACAAUUUAACAAAUGGAGAGAACAAAAUGCCAAUCAUCCUGACAAAACACAGUAUAAAGAAUAUGAAAAAAAGUGGGAGUCGUGGAGAAAUUCAUUGUUAGAGAGGCGCGAACAGAUGAGACGUAAAAGACUUGCUUUGUGUGGUCAAACAACUACAACCGUAGCAUCUCAGAAAUCCGACACUCUUCAACAAGCAUCAAGCAACACUUCUCAAUUGUCUUCAACGGCGAAACCAUCUCUUUUGGGUACAUAUCUUGGAGAUAAAUCCACACAACACCAAGCAAAUGAUUUAUACAACAAACUUCCUCCAAACCAAAACAACGAGCCUUUAUCGUUCAAAAACAAAUCACCCUAUCAGGAUAUUGAUAAUAUACCAGAAAAAGAAGGGGAGGGCUUCUUAACUUCCACUUCUUCUGCGGAAGGAAUUCCUGGAUUAGAUCUUGUCAAAGAUGAUGCUAAAGAAGAUUUACCCGAUAGAUCAGAGAAAACUGAGGAAGAAGCUAGCACACAACCUAAAGGUCCAGAUUUUGAGGCCAUAUCUAAGGGAAUAAACUCCAUUUUAGGUGAUCAAAAACUUCUAAGUAUGCUAUCGAUAGUAUCUCAGAACGCACCUCCCGUCACUCAUAGCAAUUGUAUUACUACAGAGAGCGUUUCAAAUAUUUCUAAUUACGGACAGAAUUACGGCGUCCCACCUCCCAAUUUUCAACAGUAUCCUCCAAGUUAUCACGCACCUCCCCCUAUGUAUGAAGGACAGAAUACUGAUUAUUCAGGUCAAGAAAUUACCAAUAAAGAUGAUUAUUAUCCACAAAGGAACGAUAAAUUUAGUGAACCGCCUCCCGAUAUGAGAAGUUCUGGUCCCAGAAUUUCACAAGAUACUUUUAAUCGUGGUGUCCAGAAUGUACACGAUAUUUAUGGAGGCGCUCCUUCAACUGCACAAGACAACUUUGGUUCAGGUUCACGCCAUGUACAAGAUCGUUUCGGUUUCGGUGCACGGAACGUGCAGAAUAAUUUCGGCGGGCGAAAUAUUCAAGAUAAAAUUGGUUUUGGUGGCCGAAACGAACAAGAAAAUUUCGAUGGUAAUAACGUUCAAGGUAAUUUUGCCGCCAGUGGACGAAACGUAUCAGAUAAUUUUGGUUCCGGUACUGGAAAUAUUCCAUCAUUUGGGGCUAGGAAUAGCAGUUUCGAUAAGGGUAUCGAUAGAUUAAAUCGCAAUAAUCAUUUUAACGAUGGUUUUCAAGGAAGAAAUGAUAAAUUUCACAAUGAGAGAUUCGGAAAUAAUGACGUCUUUAAUAACAAACAAAAUAACAAUUUCACAGAUAGAGAAAGAUUUAAUAACAAAUACGGUCGAUCUGGUAAAUUCAAUGAUAAUAAAGAUUACGAAGAUUAUGAUGAAUAUAAUGAAGAAGAAGAUUACGAUAAAUACAAUGAGAUGUUCAAAGAUGACGAUAAUGAACCGUAUAACAGUAACUAUCAGCAUAACCAACAAAAUAGGUUCAAAUCGUUACCACCGCAAGCUAAAAUCCCUUCUUUAUUAGAUAUAACACCAAAACCUCCACAACGUCAACCGCAAUCUAAGAUUCCUUCCCUCAUGGAUAUGACACCCGAACCUCCUCAGAUCUGUAACGAUACAUCCAUGGUUGAUGAUGAUGUCAUUUUUGAACCAACAACUGUUAUUGACUAUGAACAUUGCUCAAAAGCGGAUCUUGAUCAUUCGGUAACUAUCGUACCAGUUCAUAUGUAUGAUUACAAUCAUAAACCUGUCAAUUCUGUGCCACAUUCGGAGAGACCUAAGUGGUUGGCUGAAACAGUAAAAUUUAUUAGGGAAUUUGAUCCGUCCGUUUUGAGAUAUGAGAGACCACCACCCAUCGAAGACAGGUACCCAGCUUCUAUUAGAGAAGAAAUUCCUUAUGAUCGUUACGAAGAUAGAGACAGAUAUAGAGGAAGAAAGAAUAGACGUGAUAGAUCCUUUGAACGGGAUAAUAGAACCUCUAAUGAUAGGAAGAGAUACAGAUCGAGAGAUAGGGCUAGAGACGAUUUUGAAAAUCGUCGAAAAUACCCUGUAGACAAAUUUGACGGUAUUCAUGAUACAUUACAUAUUAAAAAUGUAGAAGAAAUAUCUGAUUCGGAAAUGGAUUUCGAACAAAAUGAACAAGGUAGACUUAAUGACGAAAUGGAUAGUAGAAGAAGUCGGAGUCCUGAAUUGAGUAAUCCACCGAAUCCUUCGGCUAGACAAGAAAUAACUAUGAUAGAAGAUAUUAUUAAUGCCCCAGGUCGUUAUAAUCGACCUCCACGUAUAGUUAUAAUAUUGAGAGGACCACCCGGAAGUGGUAAAACAUUCUUAGCUAAACAAAUCAAAGAUAAAGAGGUCGAAAACGGUGGUUCUGCACCUCGUAUUUUAUCAUUAGAUGAUUAUUUCAUGGUCGAACAUGAAAAACAAGUUGUGGAAGACGGGAAAACUCAAAUUGUGAAAGAGAUGGUAUAUGAAUAUGAAGCUGACAUGGAGGAAUCAUACAGACAGUCUUUUAUGAAAUCGUUCAAAAAAACUAUUACAGAUGGAUAUUUUACAUUUAUUGUUGUUGAUAAUGUUAAUGAUAAAGUGAAACAUUUCGGAAAAAUGUGGAGCUUUGCUAAACAAAACGGUUUUCAGGUUUACGUCUGUCAGAUGGAUUUGGAUCCGGUUCAAUGUACCAAGAGGAACAUCCAUAAUAGAAGUGAAAAAGAAAUAGAGGAAAUAAUAUCGGCUUGGGAACCGACGCCCUCUCAUCAUCCUACAAUAGAUGCUACUGGAUUAUUGCAGAGCUCGAUUACCGAAGUCGAAAUGGAAUUAGAAGAAGAAAAACAUUCUAGUCUGGAGGAAACUAAAGAUCCAGAGGACCAAGUAAGAAGCAAAUGGGACAAUUUCGACUGUUCUUAUAAUAAUCUCGCCAAGCUCGAUGGACUCAACAAGCCGCUUCGAAGGUCGGGAACCAUGGAAGAAUACCUCCAAAUGGAAUCCGAAUGGGAACCCCCGAAAUCAACAAAACCGGGGAAGAAAAGGGUCCGGUGGGCUGAUCUGGAGGAACAGAGGAACGUGGAAAAGAUGAAAGCAAUUGGAUUUGUAGUGGGACAUACUGACUGGGAGCGAAUUAUGGAUCCAGAAGCAAGUAGGAAAGCUCUCACCCAAACAAAAUAUAUUGAAAAUGUUUCAAGAUACAAAUAUUGAUUUUUGUUUAAUUUAAUUUUUUUAUAUGAUAUGAAUUAUUAGACGUUAAAUAAUAAACGUUUAUUUAGGAA